Mesorhabditis belari is the source of this 570-nucleotide messenger RNA. Lineage: Eukaryota; Metazoa; Nematoda; Chromadorea; Rhabditida; Rhabditidae. The record is from the annotation of a GenBank genome assembly.
AUGAAACGCGUACGCGACGAGUGCAUCGUUCAAAAUGGUGAGGAACACUGCGGGAAAUUCAUCGGGGCGCACAAACAGAAAGGAUUGCCAUGUCGAAUCGUCGUGUUCAACGCGGACGAUGAAACGAUGAUCGGUGAUGUCAUUUCAGCAACCAAAACGGUAUUCGCAAACAGCCGCAAGAGGCAAACGCGCAAAGGGAUGGACUUUCCCGACGAUUUGGCUGACUCGGUUGCUGACGAGGGAUCGGCAACGAACGAAAUUGAUCGGGGUGAAAGCUUGACUGUAGAGGAAAUGAGCCACUUGAAGGCAACCGAACAAGAAAGCUCCUGUGCCUCUAUUCUCCCAAGAAUCACCCAUCAUCGGCGAGCAAUCAUAACAAAAUACGCUUCGAAGCGCGAUGAUGGUUCGAUGACAUCAGUGCAAGAAACUUUUGAAGAAAAAGGACCCAUCGACAAGCAGGAAUUUGCUUGGUUUAUGUUGAUGGGUUUAGCUCCACGAGCACGAAUAAUGGGAACGAAUACACGAAAUCUAAUCAUACGGCUGUCAAAAGUCGGUUUCUAUUGGGGAACG